This is a messenger RNA of Phragmites australis (common reed), 1163 nucleotides long. Its product is annotated as GATA transcription factor 16-like. Bases 395 to 841 code for a protein of 148 amino acids. The transcript is spliced from 2 exons. The record is from RefSeq and is a predicted model, not a curated record. NCBI's taxonomy places the organism in Eukaryota, Viridiplantae, Streptophyta, Magnoliopsida, Poales, Poaceae. Gene Ontology annotation, biological process: regulation of DNA-templated transcription. Gene Ontology annotation, molecular function: zinc ion binding; sequence-specific DNA binding.
UUGUCCCCUGGUCGACGUGGGCUGGGAUGGGCCGAGUCUGAGCCCAAGGCGCACGGGGGCAUUUGGGUCAAUUCAUAGCAGAGCGGAGCGGGAUGGGGGCCGAGGCGGCGUUAGGGUUUCUCGGCAACGCCGUCCUGCCCUGCCAUGCUGCCGCCACCAUUAUCCUCUCUCUCUCUCUCUCUCCGCUUUGCUAGUGUAGUGUGAGUGACUGAGUGUUAAGGAGGGAGCAGGCGAGCAAUUUUCCCUCGCAUUCUUCUCCCUCGCUCCCUAGUCCUAUCUUGUUGGAGGAUUGGAUUGGAUUGGAUUGGAUUGGAUCCAUCCGAUCCCCAUCCCUUCCCUCGUCUGUCUUGUUGGAGGAUUGGAUUAGCGAUCGAUCGCGCCUGCUGCUUUCGGGAUGGAGAUGGAGAUGGAGAUGGAUCCCAUUUCCCCCUCGCUCGAUGAAACCACUGCCUCCGGCGGCGAGGCCAAGGCCUGCGCCGACUGCCACACCACAAAAACUCCCCUCUGGCGCGGAGGACCCGAGGGACCCAAGUCCCUCUGCAACGCCUGCGGCAUCCGCUACCGCAAGAGGAGGAGACAGGCGCUCGGCCUCGACACCAACGCCGACCCCCAGGAGCAGCAGCACAAGAAGAAGGCCGCCGCCACCAGCAGCAGCAGCACCAGCACCAACAAGGACAAGGACAAGGAGGAAGUCACCGUAGAGCUCCGCGUUGUGGGCUUCGGCAAGGAGGUGGUGCUCAAGCAGCGCCGCCAGAUGCGCCGGAAAAAGUGCCUCAGCGAGGAGGAGAGGGCGGCCAUCCUCCUCAUGGCGCUAUCCUCCGGCGUCAUCUACGCCUCCUGAUCCCCAGCUGAUUCCAUUCCAUUCCAUUCUAUCCGAGGAGAUAGAGAUAGAUGUAGGGAGACAGUGUCUUGUGUUGCAGAUAGAAUAGAUCCUCCCUUGCUAGCCUAAGCAUGCAUGGUUGCAGAGAGAGGGAUGCCUAACCCUUUUUUUUUUCCCUGCCUCCUCUUCGUCAUCUUCUAGCUCUAGACUCUCUGAAUCUCUCUUGUUAGUCUUCCGGCAAGUUAGUAGUAGCAAUUGUAGCAAUAAUCAAUCUUGUGAUGAUGUAUGUACUAGCUCAGCUGUAAUGUAAUGUUACCUGCCUAUGCCCCUCUAGCUUAUAUCC